This is a messenger RNA of Armigeres subalbatus, 3047 nucleotides long. RefSeq names its product transmembrane channel-like protein 5. The record is from RefSeq and is a predicted model, not a curated record. Gene Ontology annotation, molecular function: mechanosensitive monoatomic ion channel activity. The transcript has 6 exons. The coding region runs from base 192 to 2882 and encodes 896 amino acids. Gene Ontology annotation, cellular component: plasma membrane. Lineage: Eukaryota; Metazoa; Arthropoda; Insecta; Diptera; Culicidae.
UACCUUCAUUGCAUGGACUUCGUUACAACAACAACACACCCACUGUUUCACUUCCCGUUCGUGACUAAUCUGCUCCAGUGUUCAAUUACAAUUAGUGCUGCAAAUUUAUUGCGUUUCUUUUCCUGCAUGCAAAUUCCACGUUCCGAACCCACCAUGUCCGAUUAGAGGAAAACUACGACCAUCGGGGGGAGAUGUCGCGUCACCGCCGCAGCGUCAGUGACGUGUUCAACAUCGAUGUGACGGGAUCGGAAGCGCAGCUAUGUGGGGGCGGAGCCCUGGAACAGCCCAUUUUCACCGAGGCGAACAAGUGUUCGCCGUCGUCUUCGUCCAGUGACUUCCAGUGUACGAGUGACAGCAACUUUCUGCUGCGGGAGGACGCGGCCUUCCGCCGUCGGAGGGAGCUGUACUACGCGGCCGAUGAUGACAGAGGUAAACAAAAUCAGAGCGUCGCGCAGGAUGACGAUGAUGACGAUGACGAUGAGAAGGAAGGGGAAGAGGAGGACGGAAUACGGAAGCUGGAGGAGGACGAUGGGGACGAGCAGGCGAGUCAGUUUGAGACAAGUGGUGCGACAAGCGACUGCAGUAAGACGGCGAGCCGAGUGGCGGUCGAUAGCUUUCGACGAUGGUCGGCCAACUUUGGCAAGAGUAUUAAGAAUAACAAACGCACCAUGUACAACAAGACGAUCCGAUUCAUGCCAUCGCGGUUGCAGAAGACCCUCUCCAUCGAUGGCGACCUCAUCACCUCCACCGCAACCGAUGUGGAGCAAAUCACCCAGGAGCUGGAGCAACGGGAACAGCUCAUGGAGGACAACCCCCUGUCGGAGCAGCUUCGCAUCGAAGCCAUCAAGUCGAUGGCCCAGACCCUGUCGAUCAAGCGCCAGAUCCGCGCCAAUCUGGCCCGCACCGUUACGCGCCGUUCGGUGAGCCGCUCGAAGCCGAUCAGCUUCCUGCGCAAGUGCCGCUACAGUGGCAAAAUGUAUGCCAGCCAGUGCGCCAAACUGGUCAAAACGUCGCUGACGAACUUUGAGCUGUUCUACGGCAGCAUGAAGGAGGUGGAGGGUCACUUCGGGAACCGGAUCAGCGCGUACUUCAAGUUUCUUCGGUGGUUGCUGGUGCUGAACCUUGUCAUGGUGAUCUUCGUGUUUUGGUUCGUGAGCUUCCCGCAGAUAUUGUACACAGGGAUGGAACAAAGGCACGCUCUUACCGAAGCACACGAUGAGAUGGUCAUGACCAGCAAGCCCAUGCGCAACGCUCGCAAGGAGCUUAGUUUUACCGAUCUCUUCACUGGAGAGGGAUACUUCACCGAAUCGAUACUGUUCUACGGAUUCUACAGCAAUGUAUCGUUCACAAUGCUUCCGGGAUCCUCGGAGUACAGCCUGCCACAUGCUUACUUCCUCACGGUGAACAUCAUGUACCUGGCGACAUUUGUUAUUGUAUCCCUCAGUAUGGCUCGGUCCUAUCGGAUCAGUUUCAUCGAAACCAGUGGCGCCGUUCACAACGUCCUGACGCACAAGAUAUUUUGCUCGUGGGAUUUCGGGAUUGCGAACGAGAAAGCAGCACACCUGAAGCAUUCCAGCAUCUAUCACGAACUACAAGAGUACCUGUCGAUGAUCAACCGACCGGAUGUUCCCGUUGGAAGGUGGAACCGACUACGCAGUACCGCUCUCCAUUUGAUGGCACACGUGGUCGUGCUAGCCAUGAUCGGAUCGAUAACGUGUGGAACUUGGAUACUCUUGCAGGAGUUUGGACAAACGGAGCACUUUACAACUUGGUCUGCGUUGUAUGUUUCUAUUACGACAAACGUUACAAUGCUUGUCUUCCAGUAUGUCUUCAGAUUCAUUUCGAGAAUGGAAAACUACCGACGACCAUCAACCGCUCUCAACAUCAACCUGAUGCGCAACUUCUUCCUCCAGCUCUGCAUCGUUGGAGUUCUUAUGUUCUAUUGGCUAAACAAAUCCUACGACCAGUGUUGGGAAACAUCGGUCGGUCAGGAGAUCUACCGACUGAUUGUGAUUGACUUUGUUGUGUCGGUCAUAUUUCUUGCCAUACUCCAAGCCUCUCGCUACGCCAUGAACCGAUUCUACAGCCGCUCAAUCUCCUUGCCAGAAUUCUGCAUUACCAACAACAGUCUCGGACUGGUCUACAACCAAACUCUGCUGUGGUUCGGCCUCCUCUUUUCACCCCUACUCUGCGCCGUCGUCGCCGCCAAACUUUUCCUCACAUUCUACAUCAAAAAGCUAAGUCUCAUUCAUAUGUGCAAACCUCAAAGCAAACUCUGGCGAUCCAGCCAGACGCAAACGUUGUUCCUGGUUCUGGUGUUUGUGUCUCUGUUUGGAGUCAUCAUCACCCACGGCUACAUAAUCACCCAAAUUCCCAUCAGUGAGGAAUGUGGUCCCUUCCGCGGGAACACCUACAUGUACCAACUGUUCCUGGAGGGAAUUCUCAAACUUCAAGAGGAGCACAUCUUCUGGAAGAUAUUUUCCUACAUCACCAAACCGGCUAUCAUCGGUGGGCUGCUCCUGACGAUGGGAGGCGUCACGUACUACCUUCGGGCCAAAUCCAAGGCGCAAAUCGCGAAGGUCAAACUGCUCAAAGAAAUGCUCUGCAUGGAAGCGAAGGACAAAGAAUUCCUGCUGGCCAACAUCAGCAAAAUCACACGCGGAAAGGAGUGGAACUUUGAUCGGGACCUGUUGAACGGUAGGAAGAGCAGCAUGGCUGACAGGUUCUACAGUGACCCGAGCGCAACCUGGCGGUACGCGGACAGUCCGCGGAAAAUCAGCGGAAACUCGGUACUGAGGGACGACGACGAUAGUCCAACUGGAUCCGGUUAUCAACGAAUCGAUGAGUGCAACGAGGAACGAGUACGAAUGAGACGCUUCUGAAGCGCACGCUUGGAAUGGAAUUUUCUAAUACGUAUUAUGUAUCAAUUAAUAUUGUCAUCGAAUAAUGCUCGGAACUGAGUUAUGCAUGGAUUUAUUUAUUGACGUAGACCAUUAUUAUCGAAUAAUUUAUAUCUUGACAAUAAACUUUUAUUUUUCCAAUUGGAA